Sus scrofa (pig) is the source of this 1391-nucleotide messenger RNA. Its product is annotated as olfactory receptor 2G6-like. The record is from RefSeq and is a predicted model, not a curated record. Lineage: Eukaryota; Metazoa; Chordata; Mammalia; Artiodactyla; Suidae. Gene Ontology annotation, biological process: G protein-coupled receptor signaling pathway. Gene Ontology annotation, cellular component: membrane. Gene Ontology annotation, molecular function: G protein-coupled receptor activity; olfactory receptor activity.
AAUGAAACCUCUGGGGGAGAUUUUAUUUUGCUUGGAUUCUCAGACCAGCCUCAAUUGGAGGUCCCUUUCGUGGUGGUGUUGAUAUCCUAUCUUUUGACCCUCCUGGGCAACACAGCCAUCAUCCUGGUCUCCUGCCUGGACUGCAGACUUCACACACCUAUGUAUUUCUUCCUCACAAAUCUCUCCUCUCUUGACCUUUGCUUCACCACCAGCAUCGUCCCCCAGCUCCUCUGGAACCGGAAGGGACCAGCCAAGACCAUCACGCCAACAGGCUGUGCCAUACAACUCUAUGUGUCCCUCUCCCUGGGCUCCACUGAGUGUGUUCUCCUUACCAUCAUGGCAUUUGACCGCUACGUGGCAGUCUGCAGACCUCUUAAUUACACUAGCAUCAUGCACCCAUCAUUUUGCAAGGCCUUAGCAGGAGUAGCAUGGCUCAGUGGAGUAGGAAACACUCUCAUCCAAGGAACCAUCACCCUUCGGCUUCCUCGAUGUGGACAUCGCCACCUGCACCACUUCUGUGAAGUGCCCGCCAUGAUCAAGUUGGCCUGUGUGGACAUCCAAGCAAAUGAAGUCCAGCUUUUUGUGGCCACGUUAGUCCUCCUUCUUCUUCCUGUGGCAUUGAUAUUGGUCUCCUACGGAUUCAUUGUCCAAGCCGUGAUGAAAAUUAAGUCCGUCCAAGCUUGGCGCAAGGCUCUCGGGACCUGUGGUUCCCAUCUUCUGGUGGUGUUCCUCUUCUUUGGGCCCAGCUCGGCCAUAUACAUUCAACCAAAGAGAUCCUACGGCCGAAGUCAGGGCAAGUUCCUUACACUCUUUUAUACUGUUGUCACCCCCACACUCAACCCCCUGAUAUAUACUCUGCGGAACAAGGAUGUGAAGGGAGCCCUGGGAAGACUGCUGAGAUGAGGACAAAGUUCCUAAGGAAAAAUCAGGGAAAUAGUGACUUUCUGUUAAGGAAAGUAAUUAAAGAGACCUAAGAUUAAAUCACUCCUCCCAAGUAGAAAGUAUGUGUGUUGCUUACUUCUCUGUCUGUAUUUAAGUGUAACGUGGCUAACACGGUUUAGAAAAAAGCAGCGCGUUUAGAUUCAACUUGAACAGCUCAUGGAACCUCAUGUGUGUAUGAGUGCAUGUGUGGUAUACACAUACUCACGCUUCCUUUUAUUAAACGUCUUUGAAGGGCUGCAGUACAGGUUCAGAUCGGGAGAUUCUGUAAUCUACCCAACAUAUAUGUGCUUACAUGUCCGACUAGGGAAUUAAAUAGUGUUUGAUAUAUAAAUAGAAAAUUGAGAAGUAUAUGCUAGUGUGAGGAAAUUACAGUAGUAUUUUCUUUGUUAAGGAGCCCUGCUAUGAUAUUAUUUAAAACAUUUUGUACACAGUAUUCCAAUUAUUUCAAG